Jatropha curcas is the source of this 1958-nucleotide messenger RNA. Lineage: Eukaryota; Viridiplantae; Streptophyta; Magnoliopsida; Malpighiales; Euphorbiaceae. The record is from RefSeq and is a predicted model, not a curated record.
UCAUUUAAAGGAGAAUGGCCUUGAAUCGGACCGGAAAACCUUCUCCUUCCUCCUCCUCUCCUUGCGAACAACGAUCGCCUCCCAUAUCAGUUGUUCCUUAGCCAUUUCCGGCCGAUCAACGGCCAAGGACUGCCACUUCGUGCGACCCAGCCAUCGUCUCGAAAUCCUCUUGACAUCCUAGCUCGAUUUUCUUUAUUCUUUGGCUGCUGAGAGAGAGAGAGAGAGAGAGAGAGGGAGAGAGAUUGGCCGAACUUAUUCCGACUAACCUACGACCGGCGAUUUCAGUCAUCAAGGAACUGGAAACAUUUAUAGGGUUUUGUUUUGGAUCCCAUGGAUACUUCAAUUGCUGAAGGCGGUUUCACAACUUAAUUUUACUACUUAAAAUUUGAUAAGGGCAAGCUUGCAUAGGAAGACUUUGGUUUUGGUGUAAAAAUUAUGGUAGGGAAUUCAUUAGCUCAGGUUUCAACAGGCCCUGCUACCAUGUUAGCAUCAUCAUUGACUGUUCUACCCCAUGGUUUGCCUUAUCUUCCAUCAAGACAGAAGAAACAACUCAGGCAGGUUAGAGCUAUGUCGGCAGACGUAGGACCUAGCCAAGCAUCCUCAUCUUCAUCAGAGAAAAAGAACCCACUUGCAGUUGUUUUGGGGGUUCCUCAAAAUGUUUGGAGGCAAACAUUAAAGCCAUUGAGUGAUUUCGGUUUUGGAAGGAGGAGCAUUUGGGAAGGUGGAGUUGGGUUGUUUCUUGUGUCAGCUAUUGUACUUUCUACACUUAGUUUGGCUUGGUUGAGGGGGUUUCAAUUACGUUCGAAAUUCAGGAAGUAUUUGGCUGUAUUUGAGUUUGCUCAAGCUGGCGGUAUUUGCACAGGAACCCCAGUUAGGAUUAGAGGGGUGACUGUUGGCAAUGUCAUCAAAGUUAAUCCUUCCUUAAGAUGUAUUGAAGCAGUUGUUGAGGUUGAAGAUGAUAAAAUAAUCAUACCUAGAAAUUCGCUAAUCGAGUUGAACCAGUCAGGUCUUCUUAUGGAAACAAUCAUUGAUAUUACACCUAAAGAUCCAAUUCCAUCACCAUCUGUAGGACCUCUUGAUGCUGAGUGCGUUAAGGAAGGUCAAAUUGUAUGCGAUAGGCAAAAGAUAAAGGGACGUCAAGGAGUAAGUUUAGAUGAAUUGGUUGGGAUAUUUACCCGUUUGGGACGUGAAAUGGAGGAAAUUGGUGUUUCUAAGAGUUACACGCUGGCUGAGCGUGUUGCUGCUGUAAUUGAAGAGGCAAAACCACUGCUUACAAAGAUCCAGGAAAUGGCUGAAGACAUUCAACCUUUGCUGGCUGAGGUUCGUGAUGGUGGUCUUCUUAGGGAAGUUGAAACUUUGACUAGAAGUCUAACGCAAGCCUCUGAAGAUUUAAGAAGGGCACAUGUAUCUAUUAUGACCCCAGAGAACACAGAGUUGAUUCAAAAGUCCAUUUACAGUCUGAUAUUUACUUUGAAAAACAUUGAGAAUAUAAGCUCUGAUAUUCUGGGGUUUACGGGUGAUGAAGUUACAAGACAGAACUUGAAAGCGCUUAUCAAGUCUCUAAGUAGGAUGUUAUGAAGGCUAGUAAAAGGUGAAAAUAGCAAUGGGUAACUUUCAAAGUUGAUUGGGUGCCUGAAAUGGUUUCCUUCAUUAUACUAGGCACACGACAGAGCCAUAGUGGAUCUUACAGGUCAGCUCCCUUCUGGUUGCAUUUGUGAAGAAGGCUUCACGUUAGAGCCUCAGAGGUACUUGUUGCAUUUUUUUUAAUGAAGUCCUGUCAGAUGUUUCUCUUAACCCAGUCAGAAAAGAAUAAUAGAAGCUCUUUUGUUAUAGAAAACUUGUGAUUAGCAUUUUGAAUACUUGGAAAAGCUUUGAUUUUUUUGUUGUAGGAUUUUGAUUUCCCAGCUAAAAGAAAGUUUCUAGAGAAAAAUAGAAUACCAUAUUGAAAAUUUACUGCC